Mandrillus leucophaeus (drill) is the source of this 3341-nucleotide messenger RNA. RefSeq names its product pleiotropic regulator 1 (gene PLRG1). Gene Ontology annotation, molecular function: protein binding. Gene Ontology annotation, biological process: mRNA splicing, via spliceosome. The coding region runs from base 128 to 1663 and encodes 511 amino acids. Lineage: Eukaryota; Metazoa; Chordata; Mammalia; Primates; Cercopithecidae. Gene Ontology annotation, cellular component: Prp19 complex; catalytic step 2 spliceosome; precatalytic spliceosome. The transcript is spliced from 15 exons. The record is from RefSeq and is a predicted model, not a curated record.
GCAGAGCUUGCAUCACAUCCGCCGCCUGGCCUCCCAAUUCCGGAAGGUGCAGCACAGUUGUGGCGGCGGGUACUGCGUUAGUGAUUAGGGUUUCUUCCCUGCCGGAGGUGGGAUACGCGGUAGCAUCAUGGUCGAGGAGGUACAGAAACAUUCUGUACACACACUUGUGUUCAGGUCAUUGAAGAGGACCCAUGACAUGUUUGUAGCUGAUAAUGGAAAACCUGUGCCUUUAGAUGAAGAGAGUCACAAACGGAAGAUGGCAAUCAAGCUUCGUAAUGAGUAUGGUCCUGUGUUGCAUAUGCCUACUUCGAAAGAAAAUCUUAAAGAGAAGGGUCCUCAGAAUGCAACGGAUUCAUAUGUUCAUAAACAGUACCCUGCCAAUCAAGGACAAGAAGUUGAAUACUUUGUGGCAGGCACACAUCCAUACCCACCGGGACCUGGGGUUGCUUUGACAGCAGAUACUAAGAUCCAGAGAAUGCCAAGUGAAUCAGCUGCACAGUCCUUAGCAGUGGCAUUACCUUCUCAGACCAAGACUGAUGUAAAUCGUACUGCACCUAGUGGAAGUGAAUACCGACAUCCUGGGGCUUCUGACCGUCCACAGCCUACAGCGAUGAAUUCAAUUGUCAUGGAGACCGGCAAUACCAAGAACUCUGCACUGAUGGCUAAAAAAGCCCCUACAAUGCCAAAACCCCAGUGGCACCCACCGUGGAAACUCUACAGGGUGAGUGACUCUGCAUUUAUUUUAUUAUAUUCCAUUUAUAUAACAAGAAGGUUAACCUGUCAUCUAAUUGCAAAUAUUUUUCCAAUCUGGGACUUGGCUAGUGGCAAAUUAAAACUGUCAUUGACUGGGCAUAUUAGUACUGUGCGGGGCGUGAUAGUAAGCACGAGGAGCCCAUACCUGUUCUCUUGUGGAGAAGACAAACAAGUAAAAUGCUGGGAUCUUGAAUACAAUAAGGUUAUAAGGCAUUAUCAUGGACAUUUAAGUGCAGUGUAUGGUUUGGAUUUGCACCCAACAAUCGAUGUGUUGGUAACCUGUAGUCGAGAUUCAACUGCACGGAUUUGGGAUGUGAGAACUAAAGCCAGUGUACACACGUUAUCUGGACAUACAAAUGCAGUUGCUACAGUGAGAUGUCAGGCUGCAGAACCACAAAUUAUUACAGGAAGCCAUGAUACUACAAUUCGAUUAUGGGAUCUGGUGGCUGGAAAAACAAGAGUGACGUUAACAAAUCACAAAAAAUCAGUUAGGGCUGUGGUUUUACAUCCAAGACAUUACACAUUUGCAUCUGGUUCUCCAGAUAACAUAAAGCAGUGGAAAUUCCCUGAUGGAAGUUUCAUUCAAAAUCUUUCCGGUCAUAAUGCUAUUAUUAACACAUUGACAGUAAAUUCUGAUGGAGUACUUGUAUCUGGAGCUGACAAUGGCACCAUGCAUCUUUGGGACUGGAGAACUGGCUACAAUUUUCAGAGAGUUCAUGCAGCUGUGCAACCUGGGUCUUUGGACAGUGAAUCAGGAAUAUUUGCUUGUGCUUUUGAUCAGUCUGAAAGUCGAUUACUAACAGCUGAAGCUGAUAAAACCAUUAAAGUAUACAGAGAGGAUGACACAGCCACAGAAGAAACUCAUCCAGUCAGCUGGAAACCAGAAAUUAUCAAGAGAAAGAGAUUUUAAUGAAUGUGGAAUUUUCUUUUUUUUUUUUUUUUUUAAAAAAAAAAAAGCUUGGCGUUGAUGAGGAUACCCAGUCAUUUUGUGCUCUGGCUGGGAAUAUAAAGGAGAAAUUCACUUGCUUCAAUCAUUGCUGCUUCAUAUUUUACAAUAAACUGUCCCCUGUCCCCUACCCUUGUGUUUUUAUUUCUAAAACAAUUUGUGAUACUAGGAAGAUGCAGAUAUCAAGUAAAUGCAGGUUUAUUGACUGUAACUAUUCUAGAUGUAAUAUUUUGACAGUCUUAUUAGAACAACCCCCUUUUUUAAAAAAAUGUAUGAAACCGAUUAUUAUAAUAGGACAUUUGAGGGAGCAGUAAGUUUUUUUUUUUAAUCCUUUAAAAAUUAAUAUCUGUGACUAAUAAUUUGAGAUUAAAAGACUUGAAGUCUUAACAUAUAUGUUUAUUCCAAAAACCGUUUUUGAGUGUAUGUUCUACAAAGUUCUGCACUAGAUACUGUUCAGGAAAUAGACAAGUAAGAUGUGUCUAUCCUCUAAGACUUCCAGUUUGGUAGCUUAGUAUAGAAAUUCUGUAAUGGAGGUGCAGGUGAAAUGCUGGGGGAACAGAAGUGGGGAUAAGAUCAUUUAUUUUUCUCAGGAAGGAUUGUGGAAGACUUCAUAGAGUAAGUGGCAUUGGAGAUGACUUUGAGGUGAAGGAGGACAAAGAAGGAAAAGAGAUAAGGCAUGAAGCGAUGAAACCAGGCAGAAGAAAGUGUGCAGUGUGUCCUGGGACAAAGAAUUUUCUGCUACUGUUGAAUAAUGGAGAGUAAAGCUGGCUUGUUGUGAGGAAAGCUCAUAUAAAUUUGGAUUUUAUUCCACAACUAGUAGGAUACCAAUACUGCCAUUGAAACUUCGGGAAAAUAACUGGAGAUACCAGUGCAGCUGUUUAAAACUGUAGCAAGGGCUGCCAUCUUGUAGAGAUUUUAAAGAGAAGUUUUAAAGUUUCUAAUACUGGUGCCUCUUUUUGAUAAAUACAAGUUUUAUAAAUCUUGCCCUGGGAUCCUGAUUCCCCUUUAGUCAAGAAGAUUUGUCAGACUUCACCUUCUAUAAUGAGAAAACACAGUUAUAAGAACAGUCAGUUUUUAUAAUUUUCCAAAUUAAAAAAUUGCACUAUGAUGUUGAAUAAGCAUUUCCAAUUACAUUACCCAUCUUGCAUGCUAUAGGUGGGAGUAUAAUUGGCACAACCUUUAGGAAUGUAGUUUUCUGGGGUUUAUUGAAACUGUUUGAACCUUUUGGCCUACUAAGUUCAUUUCUAGGAAACUGCCUAAUGGGAAUAAUCUGACAAGUGUACACAAGCAAAUUCAUUGCACCUUUGUUCUUUAAUGCUUAAAACCCAAAUGUCCUGUCAAUAGGGAUGGUUUAAUAGAUGGUACCUUUAUGCAAUUUGUUUCUAAGUAUUCAUUAAGUGAGUGAGGAAUGUCUGGAUUAUUAGGGCAAAAUUUCCAAACUUUACUCUUUAGUUAAAAAAAGUUGUGCAAGCAUUUUUUGUGAACAACUUGAUGCUCCAAAAUAUAACACCACAUUACUAACGGUGGCUUUGUUAGGAAGCAGAAUUAUGGAAGAACUUUCACGACUGGCUUUACAUAUUUCUAUGUUUUAAUUUUCUAUAAGCAUGUAUUUCAUAAACUUAAAUAAAGAAAAAAGAACGCU